AUGAAGUCAUCGCUUAGGUUCUUAUUGUCCGUUGGAAGGUCGCAAUUAAAUGUUCCACGUUAUUAUACGCAUACCACCGAAGAAAAGCUGAUAUAUGACAAAUUAUCAAAAGCUUUGUGCCCUAAAAACUUAAAUGUUGCAGAUAUAUCAGGAGGAUGUGGCUCAAUGUUUGCCAUUAAUGUCACAAGUGAUAGGUUCAAAGGUCUAACCAUGGUUAAACAGCAUAAGCUUGUCAACGAAAUUUUGAAAGACGAUAUUCAAAGGUGGCACGGACUGCAACUGAAAACCAAAAGUGUCUGA
Messenger RNA from Zygotorulaspora mrakii, 300 nucleotides. It is a transcript of the gene BOL3, whose product is annotated as Bol3p. Bases 1 to 300 code for a protein of 99 amino acids. The record is from RefSeq and is a predicted model, not a curated record. The transcript has a single exon. Lineage: Eukaryota; Fungi; Ascomycota; Saccharomycetes; Saccharomycetales; Saccharomycetaceae.